Stomoxys calcitrans (stable fly) is the source of this 2642-nucleotide messenger RNA. RefSeq lists its product as uncharacterized. The transcript is spliced from 2 exons. The record is from RefSeq and is a predicted model, not a curated record. Bases 198 to 2216 code for a protein of 672 amino acids. NCBI's taxonomy places the organism in Eukaryota, Metazoa, Arthropoda, Insecta, Diptera, Muscidae.
AGAGUGCGGUCGGUCGGAUGAUCGGUCAAUAAAACCACAACAUUAAAUCGGCAAGCAAUUGGAGUUGUUAUUAGUCAAACAAAGUAAUAAACAAAUUGUGUUCGAAACUAACGGCAUACUGUCAAAAAAGAAAAAUUACAACAAAAAUAAAACAAGAAUCCAAAAAAAAGCAAAAAUCCAAUAAAUAAAUUACGAAUAUGUCAUUUAUGCAGAAGUGUUGUGUCUUUGCUAUCGCAGUGAUAUCCUCUUGCAUUCUAGUCGAAAAUCGCAGCUACAACAAUGGUCUCAUAUUUUACGAUCUUAAGACAAAGCAAACUUUAUUGCCUCCCACUGUCUCGGUGUCGCGCGGUCGCAGUUUGGCCAAACUGAAAUUCUCCGAAAAGGGUUCGAUAUGGUCAACAUUUGGAAAACCCUGCGAGUGUACGGGACCCCUGUGCGGCUGUUGUGUUGGCAUCAAAGUCAAGCAAUAUAAUUUUGAUCAGAAAAUGUGUGCCAAUGUGACCUACAUUCAGCCAAAACAAGAAAUCAAUUUGGAAAUGUUCCUCAAUGAGAAUCAAUCUGCCAAAUAUGCUGUAUCAACGCGUAAUCCCUCGCCAUUCUGUAUACCCAUAAUGCUUAACAUUCCCAUGUCAAUGUGCGUACAAAUGUCCGAUGUAGGAUUACAGGGAGACAAUAUGCAUGCCUGCAUGGAUUUCAUGGUGCAAUUGGCUUCAUCGGGCCUAUUUGAAAUGCACUUUCAAUGUAUGCAAAUGGGAGCGCAGGGUGUACAAUGGGUGUCACCGACCGGAGGUCCAGUAAUUCCACCCUCUCAAAGUAAACUCACAAAUCGCAGUGAAGCGGAGUCUGAGGAAUACUACGAUGAGGAGAAUGAAAAGGAGAUAGCACCAAUAGUCACAGUUACUAAAGAAGAAGGCCCGAAACAGGAAAAUGAUGAAAAUAAAGCGGAAGAGGAGUUGGAUUAUGAGGACGAUUUAAUGGAUGAGGAGACAGCUACAGAAGUGAAGCAAAGCUCUGCUCAAGAUGCAAGCAAAGAAAAUGAAGUGCUGGCAAGCGAAGUAAUCAAGAAUGUGACUACAGAGGUUGUAUUGAAUGACAUAACAGAUGAAUUGCAAAAGGAGAAUAUGCUUACAGAAACUUCCAAUGUUAGCAGCAUUAGUGCAUCUAUGGAGUUGCAAAAUUACGGAGUUGAUGAUAUAACAACUGAAAAUAUAUUCAAUGCCAGUGACUCCAAUGUGUCGAUGGAUUUAGUUGAUGAUUCCAUGGAGAAAACAAUUGAGCCUCAAACUCUGGAAAACAGUAUUAAUAGUGAAGGUAGUGGAGGAGAUUCAUUGUCUUUAGAGGAUGUUGUGACCAGCACAACACCAAAGUCGGCAACAACCUCAACCACAACAACUCCAACACCAUCGGUUACAACAAAAACUACAGAAGCGACACCAAGUGAUAGUGACAAUUUAACAGUCACAGUUAAAGAAGACAACAUUAAUGACAAUGAUGAUAAUGCUGAAUAUGAAGAUGAAGAAGAAGAGGAGGAAGGUGAGGAAAAUAGUGACAAUACAGAUGCUGGGGAACAAGAAAAGCAUGAUGAUGAGGAACAUCAAUCAGGGGAAACAGUAACAAAAAAUACUGAAAUUGAAGAGAACAUGAUUUCCAAAAAUGACACAAACAUUGCCAACAAUAGCUUGGAAGAAAACAAUGAUAACAACUCUGAGGAGUAUGAUGAAGAAGAUUAUGAAGAAACAACUACAUUGGCCACUGAAGCCCAUACACAUGAUCAACAUACCGAAGUCUUAACAUUUGGAGCCACAACUGCAUCAACAACAACCAUCAACACUAACUUAGAUGACAAAUUACAAACAUCUACUGUCAAUAUUGUGAAUGAGAUGCCUGAACAUUUGUUUGAAGACAAUGUAAAACAAACACAAUUGUCCGAAGAAAUGAUGGUUAAAGUCAAUGACAAUAUUGACAACUUCGAUAGUAGUAGCAGUUCACUACAACAAAGCGAAGAAGAUCAUAUGGUCAAUGCUAAUUAUACCUAUACAGCUAAUAAAACUGAGGAAGCGACAAAUACAAUAUCUCGUAAAUUAAAGAACAAACGAAAUGCAAGCAAAUCACCACACCAACAGAACCAAAGACAGAAUCAUCACCUGCCCACAAGUAAUCUUCUCUAUAGAAGAUUUCAAAGCAAUUAUCGUCACCACCGCCAACUUCAUGUAUAAGAGUUUUAAGUGACAUUGUCUUACAGCAUUAACGCUUAUUGAUUGAUGUCUUCUUGCUUCUACGCUAUUGGCAAUGAAGAAGGGGUAUUUUUUGUACUUAUUUAUUUAUAUACAUGUGUACCUAUUUAUAGUUAGCCUUAAGGUAACCAAAACAGAUUUAAAAACGAAAGCUACAACGUUCCUAAAUACAGGGAGGAUGUAUAUAGUAGUCCAAACAAUGAUGUUGUAGAUGAAAGAAUAAAUCGCAGAGACUCUAGCGGAUAUAGUAACAUCUACCAACUCUACUGUGGCUUUGAUACAAGAUUUAAUGAAUAAGAUUGCCAACCUGGAAGAAGGCCAAACUUUCUUUCCCAUUUCAUUGAAACUAUCAAGAAUGAAAUGGGUAAGAACAAAGAAAUGACAGAGAGUAUCAAGAAAUUUAGCGAA